AAUACGAAAACCCUCGUCAUCUCCUCCUCCCCCAUUUCUCUCUCUUCGAACCCCCAAAGAGUUUAUUUUUUUUUAUUUUUUUACGGUCAGGGUUUUCGAUUUCUAGGGUUUUGAUCCCAGUUCUUAAGGGAGUCCUCUCCGGAAAUCAAUGGACCUCCCCCAAGAAACCGACGAUUACAUCCGAGAGUCAAUCCAGCACUCUCUGGGGCUUCCCAUCUCAUCCAAAACCCUCCAGUUGAAGCUUCUUGCCUCCGAGGACGACCGCCACCGCCUCCAAGAUCAGAUCUUUCUCUUGCAGGACCGCCUCAACGAAUCCCAGAAGCGCGUCGAUCUGUAUAAGGCGGAGGCGGCCAUGAAUGCGCAGGGGCUGAGGAAGUGCGUUGAGGAUAAGGAGGCGAUGGUGGUGGAGUACGAGAAUCUUUCGGGUCAUUGCUCGAAGUUGGAGAAGGAGUGCAUGCUUUAUGAGAGGGAUUUUGAAAAGAUUAUGGAGUCUUGCGAUGAGUUGGCUAAGGAGAACGAGGAGCUUCGAGCGCGGAUUGAGGAUGAUUCUUCUACCACAGCAUUAGCCACUGAAGUUGAAUCCUUGCAGAAGGACAAAGAACAUCUAAGGGUCAACCUUCUCAGAGCUGAAGAGGAGGUUAAGGUACUUUUUGAGGAAAACAAAUUGCUGGAAGAAGAGAAUAAGAGGCUUGUAAGGCAGUUACAUCGAGAAAGAAAUCGCCAAGGAUCUGAAACCAAACCUUCAUCCUGCAAACCCUCAGGUGGCGCUUCUUCCAAAGGUAAACGCAAGUCGAGCUUGAGUGAAGGAAGGUUGAUUGAUUUUGAUGGUUCUGAUUCACCGAGACAGCCUUUGUCACUGCUGCAUCAGAAUUCUCCUGAUUCUAGCAAAAUGCAUAAGAAAUGACUUUUUGUGGAAUGAUUAAUGCUCCUCACUUACAAACCUGUUGUUAUCUUUGCAGUUAGAAAGCAUUUUAAAAAAGGCCUCUUAGCUUUUCUCUCUUCUUGAUUGUUGAAGUUGAUGUCGGUUCUUGGCGAUGUUGUAUUCAUAGAAUCUCGGGAUCAAAAUGAGUAUAAAUACCUAUUCUCGGUAGCAUUUGUGUUA
This is a messenger RNA of Asparagus officinalis (garden asparagus), 1102 nucleotides long. RefSeq lists its product as uncharacterized. Bases 149 to 904 code for a protein of 251 amino acids. Lineage: Eukaryota; Viridiplantae; Streptophyta; Magnoliopsida; Asparagales; Asparagaceae. The transcript has 5 exons. The record is from RefSeq and is a predicted model, not a curated record.